This is a messenger RNA of Tarenaya hassleriana, 892 nucleotides long. RefSeq names its product transcription factor bHLH126. The record is from RefSeq and is a predicted model, not a curated record. Gene Ontology annotation, biological process: regulation of transcription by RNA polymerase II. Gene Ontology annotation, molecular function: protein dimerization activity; DNA-binding transcription factor activity, RNA polymerase II-specific; RNA polymerase II transcription regulatory region sequence-specific DNA binding. The transcript is spliced from 3 exons. NCBI's taxonomy places the organism in Eukaryota, Viridiplantae, Streptophyta, Magnoliopsida, Brassicales, Cleomaceae. Gene Ontology annotation, cellular component: RNA polymerase II transcription regulator complex. The coding region runs from base 1 to 669 and encodes 222 amino acids.
AUGGAUCCUUGUAAUAAUCCCAACGCAGCAAGGUACCAGAGGCAGAGAUCGUUCUCCGCCGCCGUCGACGGAGACGGCGACGGUGGCGGCGGAAGUUCCUCCCGAGAUGUCACUGGCGACGGCGGCGACACGAAGAAGAAGAAGAAGAUUCUUCACCGAGACAUCGAGCGGCAAAGAAGGCAAGAAAUGGCAGCCCUUUUUGCCUCUCUCCGUAAUCACCUUCCUCUUGAAUACAUCAAGGGAAAGAGAGCGGUUUCUGAUCACGUGAACGGAGCGGUGAAUUUCAUCAGGGAUGCUCAAAAACGAGUCAAAGAAUUGAGUGCAAGAAGGGAUGAGCUAAGGAGAGUGAUGGGUUCGAGUCAUCAUGAGUCAGAUCCGGAUCAAGCCGGGUCCAGCGGAUCGGGUCCGGCGAGUGUGAUGGUGCAGCCAUGCGUGAGUGGCAUUGAGGUUGCCGUCAGCAGUGCCGUGACCGGUCCUGAAGCUUUGCCCCUCUCCAGAGUUCUCCAAGUUCUUUACGCACAUGGCCUUGACGUUAUCAGCUCUCUAACCACACGAGUCAACGAGAGGCUCAUGCACACCAUACAAGUCGAGGUCAAUAGCUUCGGUUGCUUAGACUUAGAUUGGUUGCAGCAGAAGCUCAUGGAAGAGCUCAUACUCUCAAGGGGUUAAACCUAACAUUCUUCUUUCAUGUUCAUUGUAUGAUUCCGGUCCAUUUGCUCUUUUGUUUUUUGUUUUUUCAUGCGCCUCAUUGAUCGAUCUUCAUGUAGGUUGGAUGUUUUUUUACUUGGAGUAGCUAGGGUUUUUGUUGUUCUUGUGAGAAACUCUAAGUUUUCCUUCUGUUUUAGUGGAGGGAUGAUUUCUUUGGGAGGUGAAGUUCGAACCCUUUAGUUUG